UUCUGUGUACAACACCAUCUGUCAAAGUGUCAAAUCUGUCUUGAAGGAAGUUAAUAAAGGAGUUUUCCUUCUAUCCAUUUCACUGGAUAUAAUUAAUGCUUUAUUCUCUUAUAAAGAAAAACGAAAAAUCAAAGUGAAGCAAUGGGUUCCGACAAAUAAUCAUGACUUCCGGUGUGGUGAAAUGAAAGCCUUAUUCCUUUGUUGAUGGAAUAUCCGGAUUACAUAUUCUUUUCGUGGAACAAUUUAUAGAAGGGAUGUUGAGGAUAACCUAUUCUUCCAAAGUGUCGGUUUCUAUAUGAAUCGAGAGGACAAUAAUAUCUCUAAUAUGAAGAAUUCAAAACUGGAUCCUGUUCCAGAGUUGGGACCAGCUCCCGCACUUCCUCCUAGAAAGUAUUCUGUCUCAGGACCUAGAACUUCUAAGAAGUCGAUAACUGAUAAGGACCCUCUAUCACUUCCAACUAAUAGCAGUUCUUUACAAGAUGCAGAAUGGUACUGGGGUAAUAUAAGUAGAGAAGAAGUAACUGACAAGUUGCAAAAUACUAUAGAUGGUACAUUUCUUGUUAGAGAUGCAUCCAGUAAAGGUGGUGAAUAUACAUUAACAUUACGUAAAGGAGGUACAAACAAAUUAAUUAAAAUAUGCCAUAGAAAUGGAAAAUAUGGUUUUACAGAACCAUACACAUUUGAUUCUGUUGUAGAUCUGAUCAAUCAUUUUAGGCAUUGUUCCUUAUCCCUGUAUAAUGCAUCACUUGAUAUCAAAUUGUUAUAUCCAGUAUCGAAGCAUAAUCAAGAAGAUGAAGCUGCAAAAUUAGAAAAAGAUGAAAAUCUGUGGCUCAAGUUGAAUGAAAUUACAACAAAAAUUGAAAUCAAUAACAGAAAAUUAGGUGAUUUAACUAGAGAUUUUGCUGAAACAAAAGAAGAAGUAGAAUCAAAAAAACAAGCAGUAGAAGCAUAUGAAGAACUAGUGAGAAUGUUAAAAGAGCAAGUGGAGCUCCAAGAAGUCGUAUGUGAUCAAGAAGCUCAACCUCACGAGGUAAAAGAAUUAGAAAUCAACCAAGAAUUAUUAUCUAAAAGACUGAAAUUGUUAGAAGAAAGCUAUGAACAACUGUUAGAAGAUUUGGAGCAGAAGAUUGAGUCAAAAAAAUCUUUAGAUAGAGAAAUAACCUCUGAAAAAUUGGUAAUUUUGAGCUUAAUCAAGGAACAAGAGAAAUGUAUUCGUUGGUUGCAAGAUAGAGGGAUCUCGUUGGUGAAAAUAAAUCAGGUUCUCCAUCGUUCAGAAAAGGAAGAAUUUGCUAGUGAAAGUGAAGAUUUGGAAGAUUUUCCACACCAUGAUGAACGUACAUGGCUGAUGUUGAAUUACUCCAGGACAGAUGCUGAAAGAGCUUUGAUGAACACUCCUGAUGGUACAUUUCUCAUAAGAAAAUCAAGUACAAACAUAAAUGCUCUUGCUUUGUCUAUUUCAUGUAAUGAUGUUGUCAAUCACUGCAUAAUUCAUCGUAGUAGCACAGGUCUCGGGUUUGCAAAGCCCUACAAUAUUUAUCCCAGCCUAACUGAUCUCGUUCUACAUUAUGCAACGAAUUCGCUAGAAAUACAUAAUGAUUCUUUGAAAACAAAGCUAUUGUACCCAAUCGGGGCUCAGUAUAUGGCAGGAGCGUCUUACAUUGAAAACUUGAAAGGUUUGAAAGUGUGAUAAGUUCAAGAGGCUUUUACACUUCAUUAUGCUGUGAUUAUAUAUGUAGUGUAUGUAAGGACAACUUUUAGAUUUAAUUUUCUUGCAUUUUAUAUCUAUUUUUGAAACGAUGAGUCUUUCAAAGUUUGAAAAAAGAUUUAAAAAAUGGGAUUGAUGUCAACAAAAUCAUUUGUAAAUAUUCACUUGAACUACAGGGUGUUUGACAUGAAAAUACACUAGAAAUGCUCUUGUUUUCAAAAG
Molecule: messenger RNA, 1927 nt
Organism: Harmonia axyridis
Lineage: Eukaryota; Metazoa; Arthropoda; Insecta; Coleoptera; Coccinellidae
Product: phosphatidylinositol 3-kinase regulatory subunit alpha-like
Exons: 2
Coding region: 296-1687 (463 amino acids)
Biological process (GO): insulin receptor signaling pathway; phosphatidylinositol phosphate biosynthetic process
Cellular component (GO): phosphatidylinositol 3-kinase complex
Molecular function (GO): 1-phosphatidylinositol-3-kinase regulator activity
Source: RefSeq, a predicted model, not a curated record